AAAAAAAAAACGGUAAUUGCAUUUUGAUGGGCCGAACCGGAAUUCAUCAAUUUAUGGAGCCGGUACUCCGCCGUGAACUGAUCGACAUCGACCAUGAGUCAUAUGGUUCGGGCUCUCCGGCAAUGGCCGAUGUUGCAGAAACAUUAUUGCGGUUGCGCCGUACGUCAUCUUUUUCCCUCAUGUCUGCCGUGGGUGCCCAAAAGAACCGACUCUCGUAGACUAUCUUUAGCUACAGUUCAUUCUGCUCGUCGCGAAGUCCAAGAAUCAAAAGGACUCAGAUUGCCCAAAGCUCCAGCACCGGCCAAAUCUCAAGAAGAUGAGAGCGUUAAUGAUGAUUCCGAUGUUAGAAAAAGCCGCAACCAGCUUAAACGGGAAGCUCGACGAGCCGUCCAAUGGGGCAUGGAUCUCGCGGCCUUCUCCAUUCCUCAAAUUAAACGCAUCCUUAGCGUGACGUCCCUCGAGAAAGAUAUCUUCGACGCAAUAAUGCUUGUGAAGAGGCUUGGGAGUGAUGUCAGAGAAGGAAAACGAAGGCAGUUCAAUUACAUUGGAAAACUGCUGAGGGAUGCUCAACCUGACACUGAACUAAUGGACAUUUUAAUACAGGCCACAAAAGUGGGUGACCAUAAGAUACUACAGAAAUUGUGUGCUUCAGUAGAUGAUCAAGUUUCAAAAUCUGUAUAUGAGGAGGAGGAAGAAGAGGGUCCGCAUGUGGAGAUUGCUACAAGAUGGCUUGACGGGUUAAUCAGUAAGGACAAUAACAUUACAAAUGAAAUUUAUUCGCUACAAACUGUCGAAUUCGACCGUCAGGAGCUGCGGAGACUUGUUCGAAAAGUACGUAUGAUUGAAAAACAGAAAGCUGCAAUUGAAGAGAAUGGGGAUGAAGUCAAUAUGACGAUAACAAAUGCCAGAAAGCCCCUUGCUCAUUUCCUUUGUAGAAUUGCAAAACAGUUGCCCUCCUAUGAGCUCUAGACGAUCGCGAACCUGCUGUUAACUCAAACCGGACAAAAGGGUAUGCGAAAUUUGAAUAGAAUUACUCUUGGACAUCGUGUGAAUGGUGGGAAGAAAACAACACCCACCUAAAUGAUGGUCCAGUCCACCGAAGAAGACAACUUCCUGAUAAAGAGGGAUUUGUGCUUGGGUUGUCCUGUAAGUUAAUUUGUUCGUUUUUGUGAUAUUAAUUUAUUAGAUGAUGAAUUGAAUGAAAAUAUGAUUGAAAUAUAAAAAAAAUACCCUUGAAUUUUGUUCCUUGUUUAAAAAA
Messenger RNA from Benincasa hispida (wax gourd), 1258 nucleotides. Its product is annotated as kinesin-like protein. The record is from RefSeq and is a predicted model, not a curated record. NCBI's taxonomy places the organism in Eukaryota, Viridiplantae, Streptophyta, Magnoliopsida, Cucurbitales, Cucurbitaceae.